CCGUUCCAGUCUUCGGCGGCCGCGGAUUCAUUGUAGCCAGUACCGGACGUGAGGGGCGGGGCCGAGCGGCGCUUCCCCGGCAGCACCGACCCCGUCCCGACCCGCCGGUCCCGGUCCCGGUCCCGGUCCCGCCGCUCGCCCCGCUGGGAGCCGGCCCGGCCAUGCUGGCCGCAGCAUGGCCCCUGCGGAACACGACGCGCUGGCCGUGCGGGAGCAGCUGUUCCACCAGAGGGUCCGCGAGUGCAUCAUCUGUGCCCUGCUCUUCGCCAGCCUCUACAUCCUCUGCCACUUCAUCAUAACCCACUUCAAGAAGCACGCGGACUUCGCAGCAGUUCAUGAUGAUGAGGAUGCUGCUGUCGACAGGAUUGCGCUGGGGCUCUGCACCUUCACCUUGGCCGUGGCGCUGGGCGCCGUCCUCCUGCUGCCCUUCUCCAUCAUCAGCAACGAGGUGCUGCUCUCCUUCCCCCACAACUACUACAUCCAGUGGCUGAACGGGUCCCUGGUCCACGGCCUCUGGAACUUGAUCUUCCUCUUCUCCAAUCUCUCCCUCGUCUUCCUCAUGCCCUUUGCCUACUUCUUCACUGAGUCCGAGGGUUUCGCGGGAUCCAAGAAGGGCAUCAUGGCCAGGGUGUACGAGACAACGGUGGUGCUGCUGCUGCUGACGCUGCUGGUGCUGGGCAUAGUCUGGGUGGCCUCUGCCAUGGUCAGUGGUGACGCCGCCAGCCGCCAGUCGCUCUACGACCUCUGGGAGUACUACCUGCCCUACCUCUACUCCUGCAUCUCGCUCUUCGGCGUGCUGCUUCUGCUUCUGUGCACCCCCUUCGGCCUCUCCACCAUGUUCGCUGUCACGGGGAAGCUGCUGGUGAAACCCCGGCUCCUGGAAGACCUGGAUGAGCAGCUGAGCUGCACGAGGCUCGAGGAAGCCGCCGUGUCCCACAGGAUUUCCGCUGGCAAAGCUUCCUGCUGGCUGAACUUGAACGUGGAGCUGCUGCGGGAGCAGCUCUUUGCCAUCCGGAGCAAGAGGCGGAAGCUGGAACUGCGGCACCGAGCGUCACCCUGGCAGAGGAACCUGGGCUACCCCCUGGCCAUGCUGGGCCUCCUGGCGCUGACGGGCAUCUCUGUGCUCAUCGUCUGCUUCCACGUCCUGGAGCUGCUGCUGGACGAUGCCGCGAUGCCGCGGGGCAUCCAGGAUGCGCCCCUGGGCCAGGUCUCCUUCUCCAUCUUUGGAUCCUUCGGAGCUGCCCUGCAGGUCGUCCUCAUCUUUUACCUGAUGGUCUCCUCCGUCGUGGGCUUCUACAGCUCCCCCCUCUUCACCCGGCUGCUCCCCGAGCGCCAGGACACCCCCCUCACCAAGAUCAUCGGGAACUGUGUCUGUUUGCUGGUGCUCAGCUCAGCCUUGCCAGUCUUCUCCAGGACACUGGGCAUCACCCGUUUUGACCUUCUCGGGGACUUCGGCCGCUUCAACUGGCUGGGAAACUUCUACAUCGUCUUCCUGUACAACAUGGGCUUCGCGGGGCUCACCACGCUCUGCCUGGUGAAGAGGGUGUCCUGGGCCGUCCAGGCCGAGCUCCUCCGCACCCUCGGUCUGCACAAGCUGCCGGUGACGCGCUCCUGGCCCCUCUGCAAACCCUGCUAGGGCUGGGGGCGGCGACGCGUCCCCCUGGCGCUGCGGUGGCCACCGGGAUGGCCACCAGCUGCUGAGCCAGCCCUGAUGGCGCCUGGUGCCCCCCAAGGAGAGCUGAGACCCCGGGUGGGGGGGUCUGGUGCCUCUCCCUGGUCUACCUCAGCCUGCUGCGCUACUGAGCCAUGGCCUUGAGCCGUGUCCCCGUCACACACGGGGUCCCCCGGGGGCUGCGCUGGCUGCAGCCCCCCACCCCGUUUUCAUACCUCAUGCAAGAACAGCCAGCCCCCCCCACCCCGGGGCUGCCCCUGGGGUGCAGUUGGGUUUUAAAUGUUCCCCCACCCCGGGGGACUGUCACCACACUAUGUUGGGGGCUUUGUGUCCCCCUGCACAGUCACUCCGCACCCCAUCCCCGCGUCACCCCAAGGCUGCCGGGGGGACACUGGUUGUCACCCACCCUCAGGCCUUUGGGGUCCUCGAGGAAGGAGCAGGGGCUGGGGUUCCAGGGUGCUGGGGUUGAGACCCCUCCCCAACAUCUUGGUGGGACGAGCCCGUCGGGUCUGUUACCACAAAACUUGUUUGGAGCAAUAAACAGUCUUUUUUUUAAUACAAAAA
Messenger RNA from Columba livia (rock pigeon), 2236 nucleotides. RefSeq names its product limb development membrane protein 1 like (gene LMBR1L). Gene Ontology annotation, biological process: receptor-mediated endocytosis; signal transduction. NCBI's taxonomy places the organism in Eukaryota, Metazoa, Chordata, Aves, Columbiformes, Columbidae. Gene Ontology annotation, molecular function: transmembrane signaling receptor activity. Gene Ontology annotation, cellular component: plasma membrane. The record is from RefSeq and is a predicted model, not a curated record. The coding region runs from base 176 to 1636 and encodes 486 amino acids. The transcript has 17 exons.